This is a messenger RNA of Verruconis gallopava, 2131 nucleotides long. RefSeq lists its product as uncharacterized. The transcript has 2 exons. The coding region runs from base 1298 to 1657 and encodes 119 amino acids. Gene Ontology annotation, molecular function: protein kinase activity; ATP binding. Lineage: Eukaryota; Fungi; Ascomycota; Dothideomycetes; Venturiales; Sympoventuriaceae. Gene Ontology annotation, biological process: protein phosphorylation. The record is from RefSeq and is a predicted model, not a curated record.
CGACUCCCUCUCGGCUUUUUUAGCCUCUUGAUCCGCCUUCUCAGCUUCUUUCUGAGCCUUCUCUGCAUCUUUCUCAGCCUUCUUGAUCUCCUUUUCCUUCUUUUUGGUAGCAAGCUCUGUUCUCGCCCUAUCUAUAUCCUCCCAGGCCAUUACCUUUGCUCUUCCCACUACUUCAGACUUGGUGGAUCGGCGGACUUUGUUCUUAUUAUUGAUUUCAACCAAAAAUUCAUUUUGUCCCUGUAGGAUGGCUCGAUCCGCAAAACACCGUUAGGCAGCCUUAAUAAUCUUCUGUUGCAUUUUCUCUUUUUAUUGUCUGUUUGCUUCCUUACUGGGGAGCCCUUUGAACGCGUUCGAGAGGGAUGUGAACGCCUCUGCUAACGCUAGCGUUACAGGGGUCUUCGGUAUUUCGUAGGACGUAUCAGAUAGUGCUUCCGUCACAUUGAUUUCCGGUACUGUUAGUUCACGUAGAGGCUGCGGUACCUCACUCAGUACUUUGUCAGGGUUGAAGGGAUACAAACCGGCAUUAGAACACCCAGCUCGUAUAUUGCGAGCUGUAAACGUCUUGGUUCUUGCAGGGCUAUAGAGGGUUGAAGCUUGUUUGAUGUAUUCGGCAGAGGAUGAUAUUAUUCUCGAAACAAUACUGGAGAAUCUCGAGCGUUUCAUGCGUUCCGAAGCCAUCUCCGAUUAGCACGCGUGGUUUCCCGUCAGCAAGUUCCUUUGUUUCGGGAUCGAAAAUAUGCUUAAGCCAUUGUAGACUGAUAUAGGAGUCGGUAUACCCUUUAUCGGACAACGCCUGAGCCCUGCUGAGGUAAAAUUCUGGCGCAUCGAGCCAGUUUAUGCCUGAGGCUAUAAGGCCGGACACUGCACUUCAUUGACACCUUCAGUUCUUGCCUUGACACAUAUAGCGGAACACUCUGGAUGAUAUAUCGUGCCGAGACCUCUUACCUUUUUCUCGUGCUUGAACUGAAUCCGACGGCCUCUCUUGAUUUCUAGACCGCUGCUCCUACCUCGUCAACCCCGCACGCCCAAGACAGCCAAUCUGACGAACGAGCUCACGACCUCAACCAUAGCCCUUCCCCUCUACGACUCAUACGAACAGCGUGACGACCUACAAAGUCCACUUCCCCAGGCGCACAAUCAGGAUCAGAUUAUGAUUCAAGAGGUGAAGAAGCAUGUCCAGCUCUAAUCGCACCCAUCUGUUGACUAUGAAAGUCUUGUUUUCUUGGCGGCUGGUGGUUCAGGAGUCAUUUAUGCGAUUGACGAGGAGAAAAUUCUGAAAGAGUUUUACGAUGAGGGAAUGGACGUAGAUCGCCUUAUAUUUGAACGUUUGGGAUGGCAUGCAAACAUUGUGAAGUGCUUUGGAGCAAUAAACAAUGGUCUCAUCCUUGAACGCGGGCAAUCCAUUCGGAUAAUAAUCAAAGAACGUGGGGCGUACCAGAUCUCGUUGGAUACGAAAAUCCGCUGGCUCCAGCAAGCUGCAGAGGGAAUGAAACAUAUGCAUCACAACGACGUCCUACAUGCUAAUGUUGGAUGUCACAAUGGGAUUACGGUUGACGGACGCUUGAAGAUCAUCGAUUUGAGGGUUGUGGCGUUGAUGGAGGAGAGGCAAGAGCAUGUUAUGAGUGGUUCAGUUACAAGGAAUCAACACCAGCAGUAAGCCAGAGGACGGACAUCUUUGCAUUUGGCUGUGCUAUUUAUGAGAUUGUAACUGGCAGAAAGCCACACGAUGAACUUGCAGCACAUCCCGAUCGUUUCCUCCAUGUAAAGCAAUUAUACGCCAAGAGUCAAUUUCCGGAUGUCCAAAACAUGCCGCUGAGCAAGCUGAUGGAGGGUUGCUGGCAUGGUACUUUCAGUUCCAUGAACGAAAUCCUGCAGGAGCUGGAAACUCUGAAUCUUCUCAGUUAACAAUCCCCCCUACGACACGGGACGCCCACCGUGAGGGGACAGACCACAGGUCCUUCGACUUCGCGGCGGUUCAUUUUCACAACGUACACUCAUUUCUUAUAUAUCUUGUCUAGAAUACAUGCUCUAAUUACUUAUUAAUGCUUGUGAAGUGCUCAACUAAAAAAAUAUAUUCGCGUUGUCGCCUUCGCGCUCACGCCGCAAGGAGCUACUUUUUAUCGCAUAAUGG